This is a messenger RNA of Cygnus atratus (black swan), 825 nucleotides long. It is a transcript of the gene TMEM203, whose product is annotated as transmembrane protein 203. The record is from RefSeq and is a predicted model, not a curated record. The transcript has a single exon. Gene Ontology annotation, biological process: intracellular calcium ion homeostasis. Gene Ontology annotation, cellular component: endoplasmic reticulum. Lineage: Eukaryota; Metazoa; Chordata; Aves; Anseriformes; Anatidae. The coding region runs from base 108 to 518 and encodes 136 amino acids.
GAGGGACGGGGCGGGGCCGGGCGGGGCGGCCGGGACCGGGCCCUGCCGGUGCGCCCUGAGCGGCGGCCCCUCAGCGCCGGGCCGGGGCCGGGGCCGGGGCCGGGACGAUGCUGUUCUCCCUGCGGGAGCUGGUGCAGUGGCUGGGCUUCGCCACCUUCGAGAUCUUCCUGCACGGCCUGGCCCUGCUGGUCUUCUCCGUGCUCCUGGUCCUCAAGGUGGACAGCGAGGCCUCGGCGCUCUCCUGGUGGGUCGUCUUCAUCCCCUUCUUCGCCGCCGACGGCCUCAGCACCUACUUCACCGCCAUCGUCUCGGUGCGGCUCUUCCAGGACGGCGAGAAGCGGCUGGCCGUGCUGCGGCUCUUCUGGAUCCUCACCAUCCUCAGCCUCAAGUUCGUCUUUGAGAUGCUGCUGUGCCAGAAGCUGGUGGAGCACACGCGGGAGCUGUGGUACGGGCUCAUCAUGUCACCCGUCUUCAUCCUCCUCCAGCUGCUCAUGAUCCGGGCCUGCCGCGUGAACUGAGCCCGCGGCAGCCCUGGCUGGCACACCCGGCUCUGCGGGGACCCCAGCGCCGUUCGGGGGCUUUCCCCCAUCCUGGGUUCCGGACGGAGGUUUUGGGCGCAGGUGCAGCGCUGCGAGAGGCAGGGCUUGCGACAGCGCGCUGUCACCUUGUACAUAGCUUUGUACGUAUCUUUCUUCAGGAGAUCCUUUUGCAGCAUCAUUAUUUCAGGUUCACUUAGUCCUUGGUGUUAGUCUUAAAAUAUCGCAAUGUGCAGGCACUGUCUGGUAUGCCGGUUAUUUUAUUUUAAAAUAAAAGUGCAUGGAAGGA